AUGUGGUUAGGAUAGAAAAUUAAAAAUGCUGCUGGAACAGUCAAAAAUGUGACUUCAAAUCUAUUGUAAGAAAAACAAACAGAUUCUGAUAAAAAAUAAGAAUAGUCAUUAGCUUAAAAUUAAAAAUAAUAGGAUGCAAAUCUUUUAGAAAUAGAUGAUUAAAUAACAUAAGAAAUGACAAUAGCUGAACUAAUUUAAAGAUUCUAAUAAAAUGAUUGUUUGAGUUUGUAGUAACAAUUUGAUUCAUGGAAAAAUUAUGAACAUUAAUUUUAAUUAUUGAAAUCAAAAUUCAUUGGAAUUAGAGGAGAAUUUAACUAAUAAUUAGAGCAAUACUCAUAGGAUUUGUGGGACAGUGCAUAAAUAGUUGAGAGAUAAAAAAUUGAAUUCAUCAUAAAAGUAUUAGAUUAAUUACCAAUUUAAUUCGAGUUUCAAUCAAUUAUAAGUUGGAAUUAAUUUAAUGAAAAAUUAAACAAAUUAUCUGCUGAUAUCAAAUAAUUAAGUUAAAUUAAAUAUGCUCCUUUGGUUAAAGAAAAUAAAUAAUUAAAGACUAAAUUGUCAUAAUCAUCAAAUUAGGAUUAGAAAAUUCUAGAAUUGUAAAAAACAAUAGAAACAUUGAAAGAAGAGAAAGAAUAUUCAAAGAAGCAAUUCUAAGUUGAUUACAAUCAACUUGAGAUUCAAUUCUAAGAGUAAAUUUAAAGAUUAAAUAAAGACAUGAACUCUUAAAGAGAUUUAUUUGAUAUAGAAAAGUAAUAAUUAAAUAAAGAUAUAGAUGACUAUAUUUAGUAGAUUAACUCUAUGUAAAAAAAUUAAUAAAAAUUCUAAAAAUUAUUAAAUAUUUUGAAAUAGAUAAAACUAUUAAGAACUAAUUAAAUUGAUGUUCAGAAUUUAUAAAAUGAAUUCUAAAACAUAAAAGGCUUAUUAGAAACAUAAUUAAUUAACUUUAUUCAAAACUAAAAAAUGUAAGAUAAUUAAAAAAUCGAAUAGUAAGAAUAUGAAGACGAAUUAACAGAUGAAGAUAUGAAGGCAGUUUAACAAUUAAUAAGAGUUUAUAAUAGAAAAUAAUCUGAUUAAGGUGAUAAAGAUAUAAUCUAAAAUAAGUAGGAAUUGUUACCAAGACUACUUAAAUACAUUUAACAUUUAUAAAAUGAAUUAGAAGUUUUAAGAGAAUAGCCAACUUGGUCUUAUUAAUAAAAUCAUAAUUCUAGUGAAUAAAAUUAAGAUAUUAUUACUCUUGAAUUGUAAUAAUAAUUAAAUUAAUAAAGCAAUGAACUUUACAAAGUCUAAGCUGAAUUGGAAGAGUUUAGAAUAUAAAUUGAAACUCUAAAUAUGUAAAUAGAAGAUUUAACAAAUAAGAAUGAAGAGAAAUAAACUAAGAUUGAUUAAAUGCAGAAUUAGAUUAAUAAUGAUAAUUCAAAUAAAGAAAAUCAACAAGAAAAAUAAAUCGAAAAUUAAGAAGCUUAAACUAUUAAAAUAAAUAAUGAAGAAUCUUAAAUUAUUGCAAGCAAUGAAAUUAUUUAAUAAGAAAACUAAAUUUAGUAAUCAUCUGAAUAAAAUAGUGAAUAAUUAAUUGGAUAAGAGGUUCAAAUUAAUCUAUAAGAAACUAAAUUAAACGAUAUUUAAGAAAAUAGUGAUGCAGAAGAUGUCAUUCAAGCAAAGAAUAAUUUUAAUGAGAAUAACUAAAGAUUAGAAGUUGAAAAAUAAUUCAAUUAAAAUGAUCAAUCAAUAUAAACAGCAAUAGAAUAGUGUGAUUAAACUACAUAAAUUUUAUUAAAAACAGACAAUCUAUGUAAUUAAAUAACAUAAUCAAUUGAAACAACCAGUUCAUUUACAUAACAUUAAAUUAAUGUCGAAAAUUAAAUCACAUAAAUUAGUAUAGAUACUGGAAAUAAAUAAAUAUAAGCGAUUGCUGAAUAAGAAAAUUAAGAAACUUAAGUAUAAGUCAAUACUGAUCAUUAAACUACUUAAUAUACAAUUACUUAAGAAGAUUAAAAUACAUAAACACAAUCUGAAAUUGAAAAUGAUUAAUUAAUUAAUUCAACUGAUCAAUAAUAAUAAACUUACAUCCAAUAGAAUGACUAAAAUACGCAAAUUUAAAUAAAAACAGAAAAUCAAGAGACCUAAUUAAACUCUUUUACUGAUACCAAUAAUUAAUUUACUUAGCAUGAUCUGGAUCAUCAAAAUUAAGUAACUUAAAUAACUAUUGAAACAGGCGAUAAAAGAAUUUAAGCUACUACUAUAUAGGAUACUUAAGAAACUUAAGUUUAAAUUGAAACAGAAAAUUAAACAACUUAAUAUGUAUCAGUUUAAGAAAAUUAAAACACUUAAACUAUUGAUUAAUAAAAUAUUGUCUAAACAGCUGAUCAAAAUACUUAAAUAUCAUUUGAAGAAAAGGAUGAACUACAGAAAUAAUAAAUAAUCUUAGAAGAUUAACAAAUCUAAAUAUUAGAACAAUUUAAUGAUUCUAAAGAUUAAUACUAAAAUAAAAAUAUAGAAAUUAAUGAAACAUCAUAAUUAGAUGAAUUAAAUUAAAAGGUUAAGAAAUUAGAAGAAUAAGUCGAUUAAUUUUAAUAAAAUCAAUAAAUUGGCCUUCAAAAAUAAUUAGAUUAAUAUCAUGAAAUUGAAAAAUUAACUAAAUAAAAUUAAAUAUUAUCUGAAUAAAAAGAUCACCAAUAAUUUUUGAUGAAUAAUUUAUUAAUGCAAAUUGAUAAAUUAUAAGGAGAGGAUUUGACUUAAAGUAAUCAAAGCAAUAUGUUAAUUGAAGAUUUGUAAGCAUAAUUAUAUGAAUAAAUAGUCAGAGUUGAAGAGUAAAAAAAGGAAAUUAUUGAUUAGUAAAAUAAUUUAUUGUAAAAAGAUUCAUAUAAUAAAUAAAUUGAAUUAAAAAUUUAAUUAUUAUUGUCAUAAGUAGAAGAUUAAAUGUAAAAGUUUCAAGAAUAAAUUAUUAUAAACUCGGAAUUGAAGGAAUAAAAUAAUUUAUAAAAUUAGACAAUAGAAGAAUUUAAAGAGAAAAAUGAACUUCUUUCAAAAGAUUUUGAAAAUUUAUAAUAAUAAUUAUCAGAAAUAUCAAAAUAAAAAUAGAAUAUGGAAUCAAUUAUUUCUGAAAAUUUAGAAUUAAAACUUAAAUAUUCAUAACUUUAAAUUUAAUUGUAAGAUUUCGAAAAUAAAUUUAGUGAUUAAGAUAAAUUAUAAUCAGAUUACGAAUAUCUCGAAUAAAUAUUUACAUAAUCUUAAUCAAAAAUUAAUUUUUUAUAAAAUUUACUAACAGAAAAUUAAGAAUCAUUAGAGUUACAGACUGAGUAUAAACCCUAACUUUUAAAUAAAUCUACUUCAAUGACUGAAUAAGAAGGAUUAGACGAUAUAAUUGUUUAGCAAAAAGUUUUCGAUUAAGAAGAAAUGGAUAAAGUUUAAAAUAAUAAUGAUGAGGCUUUAAAUUAAUUUUAAAGUUCAACUUAAGAGAAUUUAAAUGAAAUUAUUGAAUAAAUAGAUUAGACUGAUGAUCGUGAAAAAUAAAUUGAAGAAAAUACAGUAUAUUAGUUAUAAGAAGUAAGAGAAAAUUUCGAUAACAAGUCUGGAAAUUUAAUAGAAUUUUAAAAUUCGUAAAAGGAAGGGGAAAAAGAAAAUUUAUAAUUAAAAUAAGAAAGCGACCAAUAAUAAAAUAUUAUAGAAGAUUAAAAUUUAUAAUAAUAAAAUGGAAUUAAUGAUAAUGAAAUAAAUAAUUUAUAAAUCACAUUGAAUUCUACACAUUAAAUAAUCGAAUAAAAAUUAAGAGAAAUUUAAGAAUUAUAAGAUCUAAUAAAUAAAAAUAAACAAAAUGAAUAAGAACUGCGAGAAAUACUACAAGAAAAAGAAGUAAAAAAUAAGGAUUUAGAAAUAUAGCUAAAUGAUUUACGAUAAAAUUUGAAUGAAAAUUAAUUAAAAGAAGAAGAAUUGAACAGCUAAAUCAAUAUAUUACGAUAAUAAAAUGAUGAUUAAGAACAAAAAUUCAAUGAUUUUUAGAAUUUGAAAUAGUAAGAAAUUAAUGAAUUAAAUUAAAAAAUAUAAAGUUUGAUUGAAGCCUUGAAAAUUUCUGAAUCUUAAUUAAUAAAGUAACAACAAUUAGAAUAUUAAUAAUCAGAAUAUGAAUAUUAAUUAAAAUAAUUAAAGGAUCUUCUUUAGGAAAAUGAAGAAAAAAAUUAUUAAAAUUAAACUGCAUUAUAGGAAGCUUAACUCGAAAUAUAAACUACUAGCUUAGAACUUGAGAAUAGCUAUUAAAAAAUAUAAUAACUAGAAUCUAUUAUAGAAAAUGAUUAAGAAGAGAUGAAUUAAUUAAAGAAUAAAAUACAAGAUUUAUCUGAUAAGGAUAAGAUUCUAAAAUAAAUUUAAAUUGAAAAAUAAGAUCUAUACAAUAAAAUCUAAGUGCAAUUGGAUUAAAUUGAAUAAUUUUAAGUUAAUUUAGACUUGCUCUAAAAAUAAUUAGAAUAAUUAAAUUCUGAGCUCAAUGUGGAAAAAUUGAAGAAUCAAAAAUAAUUAGAAAUUAACAAUGAAAAUGAUAUAAAAAUUUAUUAGUUUUAACAUGAAUAUAAAUAAAUUUCAUAGACUUUAGUUAAAUUGGAAUAGUAAUCAUCAGAAGAGAUAGAUGGAUUAAAUGAACAAAUAUAAGAGAAAGAGAAAGAGAUCUUAAUUCUGAAACAUGAAAUCUAAACAUUAUAAAAAUAUGUUGAAGAAUUGAAAUAACAAAAUAUUUAAAUAGAGUAAAAUUAAAAAAUUCUUUAGGAAUAAGAGAGUAAAUUAAAACAAGAAAUAAGUGAGUUGCAAUCUUAAUUGUAAAAAGAAGGAUAAGAGAAUUUAACUAAUACUGAUAUGAUUAUUGAAUUAGAAAGUAAAUUUGAGAAAGCAAUCUAUUAAAAGGAUGAAAUGGAAUAAGAAUAUUUAUAGAUAAAAGAUAAAAUUUCUCAUUUGGAAUAAAAUUAUAUAUAAAAAAAUGAGUAAUAUAUUUCUUUAUAUGAAUAAUCUAAUAAUUUAAUUGAUCAAAUAAAAGGUAAAUAACACCAAAUUUAGAUUCUAUAAAAAUAGAACGAAGAAUAAGUAACUUUAAUAAAAUAAAUUGAAAUUGCAUUUGGAGAGAUCUCUUAAAACCUAUAUUAAGAAACAAUUUAAAAUUUGGAUAUCAAUUCUUUAGAUAAAAUAAAAACAAAUAUUUUAUCAAAUAUAAAUUAGAUUAGGGAUUCUUUUAAAAAAGAAAUUGAAAAUAUAACAUAAUAACUCAAAUAGUCUUAAAAGGCAAGUUAAGAAGCUAAAUAAUAAUUAAGUGACUACUAAUAGAAAUUAAUUUUGUGCGGUACAGAGUAUUCGAAAAAGGAACAAUAAAUUAAUUAAGAAAUUUAGCAGACAUAAUUGAAAUUUAAUGAGUAAGUAGAAAAGGCUAAUCAAAUAUAUAAUUAAUUGUAAAAAGUUGAAUAAAAGAAAAAAGACUUAGAGAAAUAAAUGUAGGAUUUAGAAAAAACAAAGAAAGAUUAAUUAGAUGAAAUAAAAACAAAAUAAAAUGAAAUUGAAAAUUUGAAAAACUAAAUUAAUAAGAAAUAAAAUGAAGUAAUUUUUAUUAGAAUUAUUAUAGAUUGUUACUUUAUAGAUUUAAUUAUCUAAUUAAUAAUAAGAAUUACAAAAAAUGAAUGAAUAAAACAAAAUAAUUGUGAAUAAAAAUUGUGAGAUUCAACAAUUAACAAAAAAAUUAUAAUCCUAUGAAGAAACAAUAGAGACAUUGAAUUAGAGUAUAAUAAACUUUCAAUUUGUUAAUGAAACAGCUUAGUAAAAGUAUGAUAUUAAAGAAGAAGAAUAUGAAAAUAAGAUAAAAGAAUACAAAGAAAAUAUAAUCUAAUUAAAUAAAUAAUUAGAAGAAAGACAUUUAGAUGAAGGUGUUUAGAUUUAAAUAUAAGAAUUAUAAUAAAAAAUUAGAAAGAAAGAAGAAAUGAUAGUCUAAUUGUAGCAUGAAAAGGAAUAAAUACUUGAAAAUUGUAAUAAUAAAUUUUAGAUAAUAUCUUAAAGUUAAUAAAAUUUAAUUGACAAGCGUAUAAUAAAGGAAGCUUUAUUAAAUUAUUUUGAUAACAGAGCCCCUUAGAAAAUAAGAUAAUCAAUCUUACAAUAAUUGUGUUGUAUAUUGUCAAUGACUGAAUAAGAGGCUGGUAAAAUAGGUAUAAAUAGAUAAAAUAUAAUAAGGUAUCUAAAUAUAAAAAUUAAACCAAUAAGAGAUUCAAUAAAAAUAAGAGUAAUAAUAAUAAUCAUUAAAGGACAAUUUGUUGAGUUUUUUAUUAAAUGAUUGA
Paramecium sonneborni is the source of this 6293-nucleotide messenger RNA. Lineage: Eukaryota; Ciliophora; Oligohymenophorea; Peniculida; Parameciidae. The record is from the annotation of a GenBank genome assembly.